This is a messenger RNA of Dracunculus medinensis (Guinea worm), 1524 nucleotides long. The record is from the annotation of a GenBank genome assembly. Lineage: Eukaryota; Metazoa; Nematoda; Chromadorea; Rhabditida; Dracunculidae.
AUGUGUUUCAUUGAUUUUGCGGCUGCCUUCAAUUCAAUUGAUAGCGGUGCCUUGGAGGAUGAUGGAACGCUAUGGUAUCCCAGAAAAGAUCAUUCGACCCUUCGACCCAUAUUUUAUGGGCGCAGGUCUAUAGUCAUAAUUGGCAAUAAAGUGAUAGUAAACGAAGCAUUCAAACUUGGUGAACUUCUCGAAGAUAGAGGAUGUCGACUUACGGAUGUUUCUUGCGGCGAUAAAUUGAUGUUUCGUCCAAUCAAAAAGCGCUCUUAUAGUAAUGCGCAUAAAUCACCAUUAACUGUUAAAUGCAUUCAACGUUGCUCAUGUAGAAAUUCUAAUCACAUAGAAAAAAAUGGUAAAUGCAUUAGACAGAUGGAUACGAUGAAAGAUGGAAAAGCUAAUAAAUGCAAAAUGGAAUCGUGCAAAGUCAACGAAAUAGUCCUCGAUACAGGUUGCCAUUUAACGGGGCAUAAAUGUGGAGUGAAUAUGGUAUUCAGGACCAUUAGCGAAGAAAGAAAUGACUCAUUAGCACUUUGGUAUUGUGUCCAACGAUGCUCAUGCGAGAGGGAGGAAUUUGUAGCAAAAACAUUUCAUUGUGAACGGGCUAAAAUUCAAUUAAAAAGCGAUAUGGUUACGAACGAAUAUCUUCAAUGGUACUAUGAAGGAGGAUAUUAUAAACCUGGAAAAAUAGUCUUUGAUUAUGGCUGUGCGCUUACGGGUCGAGAAUGUGGAGCUAAUAUGAUAUUCGUCAGGCAAAGAAAUGACACCGAUUAUUGUAUUCAGAUUUGCAAAUGUAUAAAUGACGACUAUAUCGAAAGCGACGGGCAAUCAAUCGAACGUUUCACCAGUAAAGGGCGUCGAAAACUCAUUGAGGUCGGCCAUAUAUUCGGAGAUUUUGGCUGUUUUUCAACUAAUACUGCAUGUGGAACCAAUAUGAUAUUUCGUCCAUUCAUACAUUUCUAUAAUAUAACCGAUUCAAUAUCGCACGAAAAGUGUUUGCAACGUUGUUCGUGUAUAAAUGAUAAAUACGUAGAGGAAAAUAAACAGUGCAUUGAGCGUACUCAAAAUCUGAACUCACUAAAUGAGGUUAAUAUGGGAUGUCAAUUAAGUGGUCAGAAAUGUGGAGUUAAUAUGUAUUUUAUUCCAUUCGCUGUAAAUUUGUCGGCGAAUAUAUGCACGCAGCAUUGUCACUGCGACAAUGAACUUUUUGUACUAAAUGGCGAACAAUGCAUUAAUCGAAACAAUUUAUUCAGCAGCACUCUUGAGAAUAAUAUUAGCGAAUCAAAAGGAAGAGAGGAAGAACACAAUUCACUAAAUUGCUUGUACGGGAACUGUUUGCUUUCUCAAGAAAUCCUUGAUUAUGGUUGUAAAUUAGACGGACAACCAUGUGGACCGAAUAUGACGUUUCGAUUAAUCGAUAAAGAAGAACUUGGAGAUAAAGAGAUUCUUGGCGUUAAAUGUACUGCGAUUUGUGAAUGUGCCAGUGAAUUUUACGAAAACGAAGGACGGUGCAUGAAGAUGGACCAAUAA